AUGGAGAAGGUGCCGCAAGAGGAUGCCGUGUGCUCAGAUGUGCGAUGUUGGCAGUACCUUUCAUCUUUGGUCGAGUGGGUGCAAGUCCCAGGCUCUCCGCUGCGGACAGACGGCCCAGCGGAGAUCCACUGUGAUCAGUGCCAGGAAACCUUCUGCAAAGGAUGCUCGGAUGUGACUCAUCGGCAGGGCAGAAUGACCGAGCACCGUGUUCGCCCGGUUACUUCAGAGCUCUGCAAGCCAGGUGCAAGAGCACCACCGAUGGCUGUCCCAUCGCUGAGCCGACGCUUCCAUGCUUGUCCCUGGCAUCCGGAGGAGCCGGUGAACUAUUUUUGCUUGGACUGCGAGUCGAACUGCGUGUGUGCAGAAUGUUGCCUUCAUGGAAAGCAUCGCGGGCACUCUGUCCAAUGUGUCCUGAAGGCCGUCUGCAUGUUGCCCGACAGGGCAGAGGAGCUGUUGUCGGCCACGCGGAUCGAGAGCAAGCGUCUGACGAGCAUGGUGAAGCAUCUAAGGGAAAAGAGGCUCGAAGCGGCCAAGCUGGUGCAGAGAGGUAUGGAGGACUUGCAGACAUCACUGCGAGAAGUGGCUGUGGCCGCGCAGAAGGAGGAGUCCAAGCUGAUGCAAGAAGCAGAUGCUCGUGCUUCUGAAGCAGUGGGGCUGCAGAGACAGGAGGAGCAAGAGGGGAGCCUCGCGGAAGCUUACAGACACUUAUCUGAGUUUUUCCAGGUUGGUGAUGCCGUGCCUGCCUUGACAUGGUACGCCCGUCUCCAGAAGGAGUUGCGCUCUCCUGACCCAGCCGUAGGCGGAGCUGCUCUUCAGCAGGUGAGGUUGCAGCAAAGUUCCUUUUCGCGGACGUGCUGCCGACUUAAGGAGGUCACAAAUCGUGUGGCAUCCGUCAAGGCACCGCAGGCUGCAGAGGCGAAGCCGCGUCCCCGAUCUAGAUGA
Messenger RNA from Symbiodinium sp. CCMP2592, 942 nucleotides. Lineage: Eukaryota; Dinophyceae; Suessiales; Symbiodiniaceae. The record is from the annotation of a GenBank genome assembly.